AUGGACAAAUGCGCACUCAAACAAUCUUUUCAAUCAAAAUCUCUCAGAUAUUUCAUUUGUUAUUCUCCUUCUCCCGUUGAAGAAUCAGCAAUAUGGCAACAAGAAAAUCUCAGAUUAACGGAGGAAAUACUCGGAAAAUUUCAGUUACAGAUCGUCUCAGAAAUCUGUCAGUACGUGGAAGUGUUGAUUUUGGACAUACUGAAAAGGUAA
This is a messenger RNA of Brugia pahangi, 210 nucleotides long. The record is from the annotation of a GenBank genome assembly. Lineage: Eukaryota; Metazoa; Nematoda; Chromadorea; Rhabditida; Onchocercidae.